CGGCGUAUCAGAACGAGCAAUCCGAAUGCUUGGAGAAGCUUAUUGUAGCGUGCUCAGCCGUGCUCCUGUGUUUUAAGAAUCUAAUGGUUGAACACAAGGUGGAUCUUUCGACUUUAUUCAAGAUGGCUAGCCGAGAGAAGGGGGAUAGUGAGAAAAGUGGAGGUGAUGAGGAUGAUGAACACAAAGGAGACUUUGAAGGUCAUGGUGAUAUUGAGGAUAACAGAGAUGAUGAGGAUAAUAGGGAUAAUGAGGAGAGUGGAAACUAUGAAGAGAAUGGAGACCAUGAGGAGGAUGAGGAAAAUCAGGAUAGUCAGGAUGAUGAGGAUGAUGAGAAUAACGAAGAUGACUGGGGGAAUAAGGGAAAUUGGGGGAAUGGAGACAGCGCCAGCGAACGUUCCGAGUUUGAGUGAACCGUACCUACAUAAGGCAGCAAUAUAAUCUGCGACUACAGUGAAAGGCGAAAUGGGUCGCUACAUUUAAAUUAUUAGUCCUGGCA
Molecule: messenger RNA, 496 nt
Organism: Trichoderma asperellum CBS 433.97
Lineage: Eukaryota; Fungi; Ascomycota; Sordariomycetes; Hypocreales; Hypocreaceae
Source: RefSeq, a predicted model, not a curated record